Molecule: messenger RNA, 2799 nt
Organism: Xiphophorus hellerii (green swordtail)
Lineage: Eukaryota; Metazoa; Chordata; Actinopteri; Cyprinodontiformes; Poeciliidae
Gene: dhx15
Product: DEAH (Asp-Glu-Ala-His) box helicase 15
Exons: 14
Coding region: 200-2389 (729 amino acids)
Cellular component (GO): spliceosomal complex; intracellular anatomical structure
Molecular function (GO): ATP binding; RNA helicase activity; RNA binding
Source: RefSeq, a predicted model, not a curated record
CUGACUCCGCUGUAGUCGCAGCUCUCCUGCAUCAUCUGUAUCCUCCUCCGCAUCCAGCUGCUCUGGAUCAUCCGCUUUGACCGAGACUUUCAAAGCAAUCAUCCCCCAUUGAAUUUAAGACAUCCUGGAAUUUUUCCGCAGUGAUUUUCAGAGAGAGUAGCAGCUUUCGGGUUUAUUUUCUUCACCAUCUUGAAUAAUUAUGAGGCGUGACAGAGACGGUGAUCGUGACAGGAACCUGGAUCGGAACUGUAACAGGGGCCGAGACGUGAAGUCAGGCGAUGACCCCGUCGCCUCGGCUGCAGCCAGUUGGAGUUUUGUGAACCGACCUCCCGUUCAGCAGCAGAUAAACCCCUUCACCAACCUGCCCCACACACCACGCUACCAUGAGAUCCUAAAGAAGCGGCUGCAGCUCCCAGUCUGGGAGUACAAAGACGUCUUUACAGAAAUCCUGAUGCGGAACCAGUCGUUCGUGCUGGUCGGAGAGACGGGCUCUGGAAAAACCACGCAGAUCCCACAGUGGUGUGUAGACAUGGUGCGUUCACUGCAGGGGCCUAGGAGAGCGGUGGCCUGCACCCAGCCCAGGAGGGUGGCGGCAAUGAGCGUCGCCCAGAGGGUGUCAGAUGAGAUGGAUGUCAUGCUGGGUCAAGAGGUGGGCUAUUCCAUCAGGUUUGAGGACUGCAGCUCUGCCAAAACUGUAUUAAAGUACAUGACAGAUGGAAUGUUGCUGCGGGAGGCUAUGAACGAUCCCCUGCUGGAGCGCUAUGGUGUCAUCAUUCUGGACGAGGCCCACGAACGCACAUUAGCCACAGACAUCCUCAUGGGGGUUCUCAAGGAAGUAGUCCGCCAGAGGUCUGACCUCAAGGUCAUCGUCAUGAGUGCGACGCUGGACGCCGGGAAGUUCCAAGUGUACUUUGACAACUGCCCGCUGUUAACCAUCCCUGGACGCACGCACCCCGUGGAGAUUUUUUACACACCGCAGCCCGAGCGAGACUACCUGGAGGCGGCCAUCCGCACCGUGAUCCAGAUCCACAUGUGCGAGGAAGAAGAGGGGGACAUUCUGCUCUUCCUCACUGGACAGGAGGAAAUCGACGAAGCCUGCAAGCGAAUCAAGCGUGAGGUCGACAACCUGGGGCCCCAAGUCGGCGAUAUGAAAAUCAUCCCCCUGUACUCCACCCUACCACCGCAGCAGCAGCAGAGAAUCUUUGAGCCGCCUCCACCAAAUAACCCAAACGGCGCUAUUGGAAGAAAGCUCGUUGUGUCAACAAACAUCGCCGAGACGUCCCUGACCAUCGACGGAGUGGUGUUUGUAAUUGAUCCCGGAUUUGCCAAGCAAAAGGUGUACAACCCACGCAUCAGAGUGGAAUCCCUUUUGGUCACAGCCAUCAGCAAGGCCUCGGCUCAGCAGAGAGCGGGUCGCGCUGGACGAACUCGCCCAGGAAAAUGUUUCCGCUUGUACACAGAGAAAGCUUACAGGACAGAAAUGCAGGACAACACAUAUCCAGAGAUCCUGAGGUCUAAUCUUGGCUCCGUGGUGCUGCAGCUGAAGAAACUGGGCAUUGAUGAUCUUGUGCACUUUGACUUCAUGGACCCUCCAGCCCCGGAGACCCUGAUGCGAGCGCUAGAGCUGCUGAACUACCUGGCAGCGCUCAACGACGACGGUGACCUGACCGAGCUGGGCUCCAUGAUGGCGGAGUUCCCCCUGGACCCACAGCUCGCCAAGAUGGUCAUCGCCAGCUGCGAAUUCAACUGUUCCAAUGAGAUCCUUUCCAUCACCGCCAUGCUGUCAGUCCCACAGUGCUUCGUUCGACCCACGGAGGCCAAAAAGGUGGCUGAUGAUGCCAAGAUGCGCUUUGCCCACAUCGACGGAGACCACAUGACGUUACUCAACGUUUACCACGCCUUUAAGCAGAACCACGAGUCCACCCAGUGGUGCUACGAUAACUUUGUAAACUACCGCUCGCUGAUGUCAGCAGACAACGUUCGGCAGCAGCUGUCAAGGAUCAUGGAUCGCUUCAACCUGCCAAGAAACAGCGCCGAUUUCAACAGCAGAGACUAUUAUCUCAACAUCCGACAAGCACUGGUCACUGGCUUUUUCAUGCAGGUUGCUCACCUUGAGCGCACCGGCCAUUACCUGACGGCAAAGGACAACCAGGUGGUGCAGCUGCACCCCUCCACUGUGCUGGACCACAAACCUGAGUGGGUGCUCUAUAACGAGUUCGUCCUCACCACCAAAAACUACAUCCGUACGUGCACGGACGUCAAGCCGGAGUGGCUGGUGAAAAUUUCCCCGCAGUACUACGAGAUGAGUAACUUCCCUCAGUGUGAAGCAAAAAGACAGUUGGAGCACAUUAUUGCAAAACUCUCAUCCAAGGAAUACACUCAGUUCUAAGAAGGCCUGCGAGUGCUGCGGCAGUACAAAGUGUAAAUAUGAACUCAUUUUAGUGUUCUGUCUUUUUAAUUCCCAUGAAGGACACAGUGUGACUGUUUUUUUUUCCCCCUUCACUGCACCAAAUGCUUUCUCAUGAUUCAUGAACUGUGGGCUAUAUUUACUGGACCUUUUUUAAGCAUCAUUGCAAACAGGCUAAAUAGGUUCAGAAAUAUCUUAUCAGAAAAUGAAAAAUUCUGUCUGAUGCAUGAUACUUGAUGUAAAUUUCAACAUCCCUUUGUUUAUUGCUACUUUAACAGCAUUAAUGUAUUAAGAGUGGCUUUUGAUCAGAUGUAAUUAAACAGCAUUUUGAUGUAAUGUUCAUCUCAUUUCCCGUCAGCUGUUCAGUUUAAUAAAAAAUGCAUUUGUAAUAA